Messenger RNA from Aureobasidium subglaciale EXF-2481, 2270 nucleotides. RefSeq lists its product as uncharacterized. The record is from RefSeq and is a predicted model, not a curated record. Gene Ontology annotation, molecular function: transcription cis-regulatory region binding; DNA-binding transcription factor activity, RNA polymerase II-specific; zinc ion binding. The transcript has 2 exons. Gene Ontology annotation, biological process: positive regulation of transcription by RNA polymerase II. Lineage: Eukaryota; Fungi; Ascomycota; Dothideomycetes; Dothideales; Saccotheciaceae. The coding region runs from base 60 to 2183 and encodes 707 amino acids. Gene Ontology annotation, cellular component: nucleus.
GUGACUCGGUCUUGCCUUCUCUUUUUUGCAACCUUUGCAGCAGAUCAAAAGAAAGAAGCAUGAGUCCGCGAUCAAACGCGUGUUCCACCUGCCGUUCGCGCAAGGUCAAGUGUGAUAGGAGUCUACCAAGAUGCUCGGCCUGCAGGCGACUAAAUCUGGAUUGCGUUCAACAAGGCGCUGUCCAAGGAUUAAUAUGGCUUGACCCUGGAGUGCCUAAUAAGACUACUUCUCGGAAAUGUAGCACAGAAUCUCCGGAAAGAGAGAUGGGUCUUCGUAGGAAACCACUAUUCUCAGAUCGCGAGCGCAUUGCAGAAUGCUCCAGGAUGACAAGACAGAUUUCAGAGCACCAAGUAGAGGGCCUUCUUUUUCAAAUGGAUGCUCAGGCCGAUACACUGGAAUACGAUGCACCACUAAAUCAUGGACCGUUUGGAAUCUUCUCAUUGCACAGACCCAAGUCACCGUCGCUCACGCCUUCUUCACCACCUGUACCUGAGCCCGUAGCUCUACCAAUCAUCAAUGCACUACCGGAGGACGACUGGUACGGCAUUGACUUCUUGAAUAUCGAGCAACCUUCGCACGAUUUCCAACCUGUCAUGGCAAAGACCCCUCUCCCCAUGUCUUGGGCCACUUCUCCAUCAAUGUUCAACUUUGGUGAAGGAAUGGAUGAGGCUUUUGACAUAAGUCUGAAUACAGCCGAGGAUCCUUCUGGAAUCACCGACCUGGCCAGGUUCUUCCCUCUCAGCCCUCGCUUACCUACACCAGUCACUUUGACCUUCUCUCAGGACGUUGGAGGAAUGGCGCCUGGAGUCAUGCGCACCUUACUGGACCACUAUCAAACUUCGAUGAUGUCCUGCUUUACACCGUUACAUCACGAGAAGCCUCCAUGGAAGAUUCUUCAUUUGCCUUGCGCCAUAUCAGCAUAUGGAGAAUUGUCCCUCCUCGGCGAUUCAAACAACGCUAAGAUGACGUUACUCUUUGCAGUCCUUGCUAUGAGCGCUUUCAACUUAAAGCACCUGCAGACGGAUCCCAUGGAAGCUGAUAAUUGGCAGUCUAUUGCGGAGUCGUAUCGUGAGAAAGCAAAGGCGCGACUGAAGACUUGCCUUCGCGAACAGAGCGAAGAGAAGAAGAAGUCAAAGUACAAGGAAGUCCUAAUGGCUCUGACCAGCAUGGUUACAGUCUGCGUGGUCAGUGGUCAAAUGCAGGAAGCAAGAUGCUAUCUUCUGGACGCGGAACGCUUCAUCUACAUGCAAAGCCAAAAGAAGCCCAAGCAAUCACGAAAAUGCAACAUGCUGCAUAGCAUCUAUCUAUACCUACGGAUCAUCGAGGAAAGCACUUUUACCCCCGUCGAGGGUUCUCAGCCCUUCUUGGCCGAUCAGCCGUAUGCUAUGACAAAUCAGACACCGAACGCGCUCUGUCGCUACCCCUCUCUAUGGACCGACCAUUUGAAGCUGGGCUCAGAUAUGGACUUUCAGGAUAUGGCAGAUCUGGAGACACGGCUGGUGAAGUUUCCCGCUGACCAGGACGAACCGACCAUGUUCGAGCAAAUUUACGGCAUUCCUGAAUCACUCUUCCGUCUGAUCUCCCAUGCCACACAUUUGGCCGAUGAGGUUCGCCGUAGUCGCUCUGCGAACUCCGGUGGCAUGUCUCGCGAUCUUGAGCAGAGGGCGAAGCUCACCGAGAGCAAGAUUUGCAACUGGAAGAACCCUUACAAGCUUCUGGCUGAGAGACAGACCUUGAUUGUUUACGGACCUGCGGAAAGAUCCGACAAGAUUGAGGUGCGAACAGACUUGCUCUACAACUUCCUAGAGGCUAUGCACUCUGCUCUGAUCAUCUAUUUCUACCGCCGAGUCAGAGACAUGAACGCAAUGUCAUUGCAGCACUGGGUUGGCAAGACAAUUCACAACCUUCUGGAGCACGAGAAGAAGAAGAACAAGUACGGCGAUACAUCUGCCUACGUCGCUUGGCCCGGUUUCAUCGCUGCUUGCGAAGCCUUGGAUCCUGUGCACCGCGAGCAAAUCUCGGCGUUCAUGUUCAGAGCCGGUCAACAGUCUGGUAUGGGAAUGUUCGGCACUGCCACCGAGGUAGCAACAAAAGUGUGGGCAGCGAGGGAUGACACGAACUCGUGCGAUGUUUCGUGGAGUGACAUCUUGGCUACAAGCAAGAAUGGGUUGAUUGUCACAUGAAGAGAUGGAAAGAAAACUGAUGACUGAUGAUUAUGAUUUUACGAAUAUACCAAAAAGCUCAAUACUUAAUUUUGACUACUUUAUACC